This is a messenger RNA of Paramecium pentaurelia, 2802 nucleotides long. Lineage: Eukaryota; Ciliophora; Oligohymenophorea; Peniculida; Parameciidae. The record is from the annotation of a GenBank genome assembly.
AAUGAAGAAAAGAUUAUUAAAACAAGCUGAUCUCGAUGAAGAAAAACCAGAAAUUAUAAAGCCAACAAAGUUACAAUAGGAAUCAUCUUCUGAGGAUUCAGAUUAACAAGAUGAUUAAAAGUAAAAAUAUUCAUAAUUGGAAUUUGUUGAUCAAAAUAAACAAUAAUAAGGAUAAUUAGAUCGUUUCUUAUAAAAAGGGAAAUCAACUUAAACUGUUCAACCCAAGAAAAAAGUCUAAGAAUUUCAGAUGAUUGAAGAAAAAAAAUAACACACCAUCAAAAAGGAAGAAGAAAAAAAAUGUGAGAUGUCUGAUGAUCCUGAUAGUGACUUAGAUUUUCCUACUAACUUAAACCAUCUUGCUGGUAUUACUAGAACUUCCACAACUACAACUCAAACUACUUAAGUUUUAAAAGUCACACCUCAAUCUUCAGAAGUAGAAACUUCAUAGUUUUAAUAAGAAAUAAGAAAUUAAGUUGAAUAAGAACACGUUUAAGAUGCUUAAAUUGAAAUUGAAGAAGAGUCUCAUAAUAAUAUAUUAAGUAAAUCUUUAGAAAGAUAUAAAUAUUAUGUAUUGGGAAAUUUUGAAAAAUAUUCAAGAGAAUAAAUCUAAUAGAUUAUUAAAUAUUAUGGAGGAUAAUAUAAUAGUGUUAGAGUGGUUGAUAAAUCAAUUUUAGUUUAAGGGGAUUAUCAAAAAAAUGGCAAGGAAAUAACAGAAAGUUAACAUUACAAGGAUGCUAAGAAAUACAACAAUUUGAUACUUAAUUAUUAAGAUUUUAAUAAUCAUUUAAAAUAAUAUACAGGAAAUGAUUUAUAGAAAUCUUUUUAAUUAGCAUGUUAAGAUAGUGUAUAAGAAAUAAAAGAGUAAUCUGAUCAAUUAUAAUAAUAAUCCUAAUUAUAAUUAUAAUAAAAAUCACAAUCUUCAUAAUAAUCUAAAUUACCUAUUAAUUAAUCUGUUUAAGAAGUUAAAAGUAAUCUUAGAGCUAAAUUUGACAGUGAAGUUGUAUUGGUUGAAAAAUAAGUUGAAUUAAAACCUGAAAUAGUUAAUUUCUCUAAAAAUAAAUAGAUUUAAGAAGAAUAAAAGAAAGUUCAAAAAAAUGAGUAAAUAAUGGUUGAAGAUAUAAAAUAAAAAUGUUAACUUUGGACAAAUAAAUAUGCUCCAUCUAAAGUAUCAGACUGUUUAGAUUAAACACAUGUUACUAACAUAGUUAAAUGGUUAGAUAAAUGGGGUAAAUCUUAAUUAGAAAGUAUUUUAUAUAUAUUAUAAUUUUAGUAUGUCCUGGAUCAUUCUAAUCUUAAAAUUUUGCUGCUAAAGCCCUUCUAUUAUCAGGUCCUCCUGGUAUAGGUAAAACAACUAUUAUUAGAUUAAUUGCAAAAUAAAAGUCUUACUAAUUAAUUGAAUGGAAUGCUUCUGAUGUUAGAAGUAAACUUUAAAUUGAAAAUUAUGUUAAACAUCUUUAAGAUAAUACGGUGCUUAGAUUUAAGGAUGCCAAUUUGAUUAGUGAAGGAAAGACAAUUAUCUUAAUGGAUGAAGUAGAUGGAAUGACUGGUAGUGAUAGAGGUGGGAAUAAAUGUUUAAUUGAUAUGAUUAGAUUAACAAAGGUACCUAUUGUUUGCAUUUGCAAUGAUCGAAAUAAAUAAUCUAUGAGAUCUUUGGCCAAUUAUUGUUUAGAUUUGUAAUUUAAAAAACCUAAUCAAGUAGAAAUAUUUAAGAAACUUGAAUAUAUAUGUAAAUCUGAAAAUAUUAGUUAUGAUCCUACUGAAUUAAAAUAGUAAAUAGAGGUUUCUUAAUGUGAUAUUAGAUAAUUACUAAACUUAUUAUAAAUGCAUAAAGUUGGUUUGAAAUUGCAUAUUGAUAAAAAUAUAGGAAAGGAUGGUUCGGUUACUACAAAUUUAUAUGAAUCAACAAGAAUAUUAUUGAAUUACAAGGAUUCAUAAACAUAACCUAUUCAUAAAUUAAUGGAUUUCUAUUUUUAGGAUCCAGAUAUGACUCAAUUUUUUUAUCAUGAGAACUAUUUAGAUUUAAAUAUAGUUAAAAAGACUCCCUCAAAUUCAAUUUAAAAUAUAUCUCUAGCAGCUUCAUCAUUAGCAGAUGCUGAUGUUUUGAAUACAAAAGUGCGAUCAUAAAUGUGGGGAUUAAUGCCAAAUGUAGGAUUCUUAUCAACUAUGUAUCCUACUUAAAUUUUAAAAGGAAAUCUUCUAUCAAAAGUGAAUUUUCCUUAAAUGCUUGGUAAAAUAUCAAGCGAGAAUAAAAUUAAAAGACAAAUUUUAGAAGUGAAAGAAGCAUUUGCUUAAUAAACAUAUUUAACAAAUACAAAAGCAAUUAAAUUUUAAUAUAUAGAACCAUAUGCAUUUUUUAUUAUUUAAAGCUUAGCUAGUGCUGGUUUAAAUUGUAUUGAUGAAGUUGUAUCAUUGUUAAGAACCUAUAAUUUAAAUAUUUAAUAAUUUGAAGAAUGUAUAGUUGGUUCAUUAGCAUUAUUUCCAAAAAGAGAUUUAAUGACUGAAAUAACAUCAUAAGUGAGAACAUCUCUAAAUAAAGCAAUGAAAUAAUCAAUGGAUUCAGCAGAUAGAUUGGGUAAAGAGAGAAAAGCUAUAUCAUCAACUAAUUUUGUUAAGAAAACAAAAAAUAAUGAAGAUGAUUUAAAUGAAGAAGUUAAUCAAGAAGAUGAUAUUGAUGAAGAUGAAUAAAAAUAGAAAAAGAAUAAAUAAAAAAAUAAGAAUGUUAAAUAAUAAGAGAAACCAAAAAAUAAAUAAGAAAAGUAAGUUAAUGAUAAAAAUAAAUAAAAAAAGAAGGGAAAGAAAUGA